Messenger RNA from Suillus bovinus, 687 nucleotides. RefSeq lists its product as uncharacterized. Lineage: Eukaryota; Fungi; Basidiomycota; Agaricomycetes; Boletales; Suillaceae. The coding region runs from base 137 to 586 and encodes 149 amino acids. The record is from RefSeq and is a predicted model, not a curated record. The transcript is spliced from 3 exons.
CAUUAUAACAAAGAACAUGAAAACCGACCCCUCUCAACCCCCCCUUCUCACCUAGUAGGUACUGCGGCCUGUUAGACAGACUCUCAGACUCUUUCUCUCACCGCUUUGCAACCAUCGUCGCUCUCGCCCUUCAGCGAUGUAUCUACUUUCUUUUCUUCUGGCUUUACCUCUGCUCUCACUUGCUCAGUCAUCAAGUGUUCAGCUCUCAACUUCUACCAUUGUGGAAGAGACCCUCGGCUCGAAUCGACAAACUAGCACAAUAACACAAAUCACGGUGUUCACAAUCACCCCCGCUCCCACAGCGUCCGCCUCAGUCUCUGUCUCUGGCAACUCUUCUUCAGCAAUAACUAGCGGUAGCAACAACGGAACCACCACAUCAAUCGCCUCUAGCAAUCUACCUACUGCAGCGUCUACCAUCGCUGGAGCGGAUGGCGGUCCCAACGGUGCCCCCAGUCCAGGAGCAUCAGCGUCAGGUGGAAUAUACGGCCCUCCAGAUGGCUAUAUUGCAGGCGCACAAGCCUUGCGCGGUGCAAAAAUUCUCGGAGCUGUCGGUCUUUUCGUUGGAGGAGCAUUGGUUUUGUUUUAGAGGAUAAAACGGUUUCAAACCUGUACACUCAUAUUCCGUCUAGCUCUCAUCAAGCUCUCUUUAUUGGACAUGGACAAACCAGUUUGCUUUUAGGGUUUGCU